Molecule: messenger RNA, 1113 nt
Organism: Helianthus annuus (common sunflower)
Lineage: Eukaryota; Viridiplantae; Streptophyta; Magnoliopsida; Asterales; Asteraceae
Exons: 1
Coding region: 1-1113 (370 amino acids)
Molecular function (GO): zinc ion binding; nucleic acid binding
Source: RefSeq, a predicted model, not a curated record
AUGGCUGAUAGAGUGAACGUGAAUGACGACGAUGAAGCACGCCGAAAUGAAAUAAGAACUAUGGUUGUGGAAGAGGUAAAGAAAGCAAUUGAGGCUAGUAUACCCCGACUAGCUCAGGAAGUCGAGGGGCAAGUAUUGGAGGUAGCUAAUACCAUGGUAACAUCUAAGGUGGAAGAAUUGAAAGAAAUGAUUAGUGAACUGCAAGUGAAGAAAAGCAAACGGAGAUGUACGUACAAAGAGUUCAUGGCAUGUAAUCCCUUACCAUACAAAGGGGAUGUUGAUCCGAUAGCUUGCCAAAGGUGGAUUUCAAGCACUGAAGCCGUGUUUACACGAAGUAGAUGUGAAGUGGAAGAUCAAGUAAUGUUUGCCACGGGCCUCCUACAAUUUCGAGCAAAAGAUUGGUGGGAUGCAUACUCGAAGGAAUUGGGGGAUGAUAAAGUACAGUCGUUAACAUGGCAAGAAUUCAAGGAGUCAUUCCUGAAAUAUUAUAGUCCACAAUCCGCAAUUGAUAAGAUUCAGGAAGACUUCUUGCGUCUCAGACAGAAGGAUGAAACGAUUGACGAGAUAACAAACAAGUUCCUUGAAAGGGUGAAGUUCUGUGAGGAGAUAGCGGGGACGGAGAGGCAAAGGAUUGUACGUUACCAUGCUAUGCUAAAGGCCGAAUAUCGGGAAUUUGUAAAUCCCUCCAAGUGUGCAACGUUGAAUGAACUAAUUGAUUGGGCAAGAGAUAGAGAAAUUGAAAUAAAAAGGCAGGUUGAACGGGGAGAGAAAAGAGUAGCGGAGAAGCCUACCAACGCAAGCCCAUCGAAAAAGGCAAGACACCAAGAUCAAAGCAAGAAAGGGAAAGCAAGUGGUGAAAUCCCGACCUGCAAGACGUGUGGGAAGCAUUAUUCGGGUGAAUGUUUGUCGGGAAAGAAGGGGUGCUACAAAUGUGGGCGAGAAGGACAUCCGUUUUAUAGGUGCCCAGAAAACUCAAAGGCGUGUUACAAUUGCAAUGAACCGGGGCACAUUAAAGCGGAAUGUCCGAAACUCCAACAAGGGGCAAAGAGAGAUGGAAAGAAGGACGAGCCCCCCCAAGGCUCGCGGAAGGAUGUUUCAGUUAACCUCGGAUGA